GCACAUAUGGAAUUGAAGCUGAUAUAUGUGGUGGGUUUGGUGAGAGUUUUAGUUUCGAACUCAGCAGCGCAUGACACAAUGGAUCCAUAUGGGAGCAUUAGUAUCAAAUGGGAUAUCAUGUCCUGGACCCCUGAUGGCUAUGUGGCAGUGGUAACGAUGACCAACUACCAAAUGUAUCGACCAAUCAUGAGUCCUGGCUGGACCUUAGGAUGGACAUGGGCUAGGAAUGAAGUUAUUUGGUCAAUGGUGGGAGCUGAAGCCACUGAUCAAGGAGACUGUUCCAAGUUCAAAGGAAACAUUCCCCACUGUUGUAGGAGGACUCCUGCAAUUGUUGAUUUGUCUUCUGAAGUCCCUAACACCAAAAGAUUUACCCAUUGUUGCAAAGAUGGCGAACUAGCCUCUUGGGGAAAAGAUCCUGAAUCUUCUGUUUCCUCCUUUCAGCUCAGUGUUGGACGUUCUGGUAACUCAAAUCAAACAGUGAGACUGCCCAAGAAUUUUUAUUUGCUUGGUCCAGGACCAGGCUACACAUGCAGUGCCGCGACCCUUGUGCCACAGUCUACAUUCUUCUCAUCUGGUAGUAGGAGGAAAACAUAUGCAAUGAUGACGUGGACUGUGACCUGCACUUACUCGCAGACAUUAGCGUCUAAGAACCCAAAAUGUUGUGUUUCCUUGUCCUCUUUUUACAAUCCUAAGAUCACUCCCUGUCCAUCUUGCGCCUGCGGUUGCCAGAGUGAAAAUAAUUGUGUAAUAAAUGUUCCUAAAAUUUCAAGUAUGGCAAGACUAGACAAUCCAAUUGACUACAAUUUGCCUCUCAUACAGUGCACUCAACACAUGUGCCCCAUCCGGGUGCAUUGGCAUGUGAAGGCCAACUACAAAGAGCAUUGGCGUGUGAAGAUUACCAUAACCAAUUUCAACUACCAGAUGAAUUACACACACUGGACUCUUGUUGUUCAACAUCCAAAUCUCAGUAAUAUCACCAACGUUUAUCGCUUCAUUUAUGAGCCACUCAACCUAUACCAAUCCAAGAAUGACACUGGCAUGUUUCAUGGAAUAGAGUAUUAUAAUGACUUGUUAAGGGAAGCUGGGCCAAAGGGUAAUGUUCAAUCAGAAAUGAUUCUUCAAAAGGACAGAAGUACAUUCACAUUGGAGAAAGGAUGGCCUUUUCCUUUGAAAGUUUAUUUUGACGGUGAUGAAUGCAUGAUGCCUCCACCUGAUUCUUAUCCAUUCCUGCCCAGCUCUGCCCAUGUCAGCCCAAUUGCAUCUUCAACAGUGGCCGCUUUUCUGCUUAUGAUAGUGCUAGCAGCUUGGUAA
This is a messenger RNA of Pistacia vera, 1311 nucleotides long. Its product is annotated as COBRA-like protein 4. Gene Ontology annotation, cellular component: plasma membrane. The record is from RefSeq and is a predicted model, not a curated record. The coding region runs from base 7 to 1311 and encodes 434 amino acids. The transcript is spliced from 7 exons. NCBI's taxonomy places the organism in Eukaryota, Viridiplantae, Streptophyta, Magnoliopsida, Sapindales, Anacardiaceae. Gene Ontology annotation, biological process: cellulose microfibril organization; plant-type cell wall cellulose biosynthetic process.